Girardinichthys multiradiatus is the source of this 4888-nucleotide messenger RNA. RefSeq names its product leucine-rich repeat-containing protein 17-like. Gene Ontology annotation, cellular component: plasma membrane. The record is from RefSeq and is a predicted model, not a curated record. Gene Ontology annotation, molecular function: protein binding. The coding region runs from base 267 to 1658 and encodes 463 amino acids. NCBI's taxonomy places the organism in Eukaryota, Metazoa, Chordata, Actinopteri, Cyprinodontiformes, Goodeidae. The transcript is spliced from 7 exons.
AACCGAAAGGAGUGAAAAACGGCUGACCUGAGUGCAUCCAGAUAAGUUGAGGUGGAUGACAUUCCGACCGCCUUUCCCUGUGGUCAGGUACAGAAAUCCUUCAUCUGUGAACCUGCGGCAGUGGGCCAGACUCAGUGUAAACAAAAGCCGUGUUACUUCCAAACCAACACAGCUCCCUUAUAUACAGCAGACAGAGGACUUUCAUCACUGAUUCCUGCUUUGACCCGAGCUCCUGCCGGUGAAAAUAAAACCCUGCAGUGUUCAGGAUGCGUGUGAUCUCCCAUCUCCUCUUAACCGUUGUUGCUCUCUCGCUGCUCCCGUCCAUCGAGAUGAAGAGACCAGGGCAGGGCAGAGGCCGUAAAGGCGCGAGACAGAGACUUACACGGGACAGGUUAAUGAUGAAGGUUCAGAGGCGUCAGAGCAGAUCAGGUCCUUCUGGGGUUAUGAUACCCAACUGUUCAGAGAUAACACAAUCCGGAGAAGUCUAUGUAGACUGUCAGGACCAACGUCUCACUUCUAUCCCCACCUCAAGUGCCUGGUCCAGAAUACCAAAGCACCUCCUUAUGGCCCGGAACCACAUAAAAGUCCUCCGGGAUGGAUCCUUCCUUGGAUAUGAAAGUUUAACCAGUCUGGAUCUUCAACAGAAUCAGAUCUCUCAGGUGGAGGCAGGGGCUUUUCAAGGCCUAACACAUCUAACGACCCUUCUGCUGCAACACAACCAACUGAGAACGCUCAGUGACGAGGCCCUCAUCCCAAUGGCAAACCUUCGUUAUCUGCGUUUGCACGACAAUCCCUGGAAAUGUCUCUGUCCAAUGGAAAGUCUCAUACGCACUCUUCAAGUCCCAAGUAACCGUAAUCUCGGAAACCAUGCCAAGUGUGCAGAGCCCAUCAGUCUUAAGAACCGGAAGCUGAAGCAGAUUGAUCCCGAGUUACUUUGUAAGGAAUUGGAACCAGUGGGUGACCCAAACGGCAACGUAACACACCCUAUAGAGCCCAGUCCGAUUCGCGGCAAAUCAGACGCCACCAUGCUCUGCUACACCUACAUUUUCCCCCACACAUGGAUAGACUGCAAGAACCAAGCUCUAACUGAGGUGCCCUCAAGUAUUCCAGAGAAUGUUGUUCGGCUCGAUCUGUCCCAUAAUUCAAUCCACCAUCUCAAACCCAGAGAUUUCCAAGGAGCUAGAGGUCUCAGAAUCCUUAACCUCAGCAACAACAACAUGGAGCAGAUUGACACAGGGUCCCUGUCUGGGCUUUUACACCUUCAUGAGCUGGACCUGUCAUCCAACAGGCUGCAUGUUCUUCAGUACGGGGUUCUUGAAGAUUUGUACUUUUUGUCCAAGCUACAACUCGGAGGAAAUCCUUGGGUGUGCAACUACAAUAUCCACUACAUGGUUUACUGGCUACGCCUGCAUCCAGGAGUGAGGCACUCUGGCCUGCUGUGCCAAUCUCCUCUAGAAUAUAUUGAUGAGAGAGUGGAGGACUACAUGGAUUCCUACAACAGAGAGUGUCCUAAGGACAGACAGCUCAGCAGCCCUGAUCAAAACCAAGACACCGAGCUUUGGGGCACACCAAUGGAACUACAAGGAGAAAUAGAGGAAGAGUUGGAGCCAAGCCACCUGAGAGCUCCACAGAAAUACCAGAUCUUUAGACUGGCCUGACUCAAGUGAUUUAAAACAAAAAAAAAGAAGAAGCUAUUUUUCUUAUUUUCUUUCAAUACAGUAAACAGUCUGCAUCAGGUUGACGAGCUGCCUUUUGAUUUUUCAUUUUUACAUUUUGUCAGCAUCAUCUGCUAAUUCAUAAUGUAGACAAUACCACUGGGACUAGUUUGACUAUGAUAAUAAUUUGAGUCAAACUAAUAAUUUUAAACAGCAGGCGUUAAAUUUGACUGCCUAUGGGUAUUGGAAAAAACCAUAAAUAAAGCAAAAAACUCACUGAUAUAUUUUAAGCUGGACCAUUUUAACGAUGUGCAGCUACGCAGGUUCAGGUGGGUCACAAAGGGCCGGUAGCUCUGCAGAAUUUGCUGCACUAUACUGUCUGUUAUCCACUCUUUCCCCACUGAGAAGUUAAUCUGCAGAAAUAAAAACAUUUUAGGUAAACCUUUAACACUGUAAUAAAUUAUAGUAUUCAUCCCCCUUGAGCUUUUUUAGAUUAUGCCACAUUACAACAACAAUGUAUUUUACAGAGAUUUUCAGAAAAUCUGUGGGUUUUGUAGCUUUUAAAAAAAAUGUAAAUCUGAAGAGUGUUGUCUUCAUAUGUAUUCAGCUCACUGAAUAACCCCCCUGGAGAGUCACGUUCUGCUGCCGGUUCAUUGGGGUAAAUCUCUACCAGCUUGCUACAUCUAGACAAAGAAAUUUCUGCUCAUUUCUCUUUGUAAAACAGCUCAUGGUCAAUCAGAUUAGAUGGAGAGCAUCUGGAACAUCAGUUAUAAAGUACUGCCUCAGAUUCUUAAUUAUGUCUGGACUUUGACUGGGCCUUUGUUUAUGCAUAGAUGCACUUUGAUCUAACCCAUUAAUUUUUACCUCUAACUGUAAGUCAUUGUCCUGCCUAAUGGCGAACCUCUGUCCCAGUCUCACGUCUUUUACAGCCGCUAACAGGUUUUCUUCUAGGAUUGCCCUGUAUUUAGUUCCAUCCAUCUAGAUAUCAUGUCUGACCAGCUUCCCUGUCCCUGCUGAAGAAAAGAUUCCCCACAGCAUUGCGCUGCCACCACCAUGUUUCACUGUGGUUAUUGCUUGUUCAGGGUGAUGUACUGUGUAGGUUUUGCAUGUAGGUCAAAAACUUAAAUUUUGGUCUCAUAUGAGCAGAGCAUCUUUCGCACGUUUCUGGAGUCUUCAAACAUGGCCGAUGGCAAUUUGCUUUUUUUUUAUAACUGUCUAUUGGUCACUCAUCCUCAAUGGCCAGAUUUGUGCAGUGCACAACCAUGUCUUGGUAGGUUUGCAGUUGUGCCACAUUCUUCCCAUUUCCAGAUGAUAAAAGAGCUCUGUGUUUAAAAUCUUGUGUAUUUUACAAUCUAAUCCUGCUUCAAACUUCUCAAAAACUUUGAUACUGUCUGCUGUGUUCUUUUCACUUCAUGACAUUGUUUGUUCACUAAUUUUCUCUAAUAAACCUCUGAGGCUUUAAUGAACAGCUAAAUUUAUACUGGGAUUACAUUACAUAGAGAAAAACAGACUAAUCACCAAUUGGGUAACUUCCUAUGCGUUUUUUUGGGGGGAUAUCUGAGUAAAUGUUAGAAAAGUAUGUCACAGUUUUUUAGAUUUUUAUUUUAAAAACUCUUUAAAAUCCAUGCAACAUCUUUUUUAUUAUGUUUAGGGAUCAUUUUUGUUGGUCUAUCACAUAAAAUCCCAAUAAAAUACCCUGGCGUUUGAGGUUGUUACAGUUACGAAGUGAAAAAGCUCAAGGGGGCAUGAAGACUUUGUGCAAGGCACUGUAAAUAUAAUAAAUAUAAGCAGCACUUUCACAGCACAGACCUGACUCCACAACGUGCCUGACUGGACGAUAGAUUUCCACGCACAGCAUACCUUGGCACAGUUUAGCCAGUCCCUUAUUUCCAAAUACUGAAAGAUCUGAGGAAAAAACACUGAUUUACAUGAUCUUAUUUGAUCGGUUAGAAAGGUUUCAGGCAAGAGAUGCUGGCCCAAAAAUUCAGACAAAAACAAUGACGCAACUUUGAUGCUGACAGACUUAUAGUUGUUCCUCUGGGUCUUGAUUUUACAGAAGGAGCUGCUGGCACCCAGACUGGGUCUGGCGUCCCUGCUGCCACUUUUUAAGGUAGCGACAUGUGAACAAGCAGCUCCUGUCUGUUUCCAAACAUAAUCAUGCUGAAGAACUAUUUAUCAGCAGAGGUGUUCUACAGAAACAACAGAGCAAAGCAAUCCAAAAGAGCUCUCACUUUGCCAGCAGCUGUGAAUCCAAAACAAAAACUAAGGCUAAAAGACAAGAGGCAAGCAUGGCUAAUAAUAGACUAGAACUGAAACAAUCGUGAUUAAUAGAUUAUUAAAAUACUUGUCAACUGAUUUAGUAAUUGAAUACUCAUUAACUAGAGUAUACAGACUUUAAAACAUGCCAUUAGCUGAAAGAACAACCUACUCAGAGCAGUAAUUAGCCCAAAAGUGUACAAAAAAUAUAUACAUUUUGCAUUUAAGAUGAAAAACCUUUUUCUGUAAAUAUCAUCUAUCCAGAACUCAAGCGGCAUGGAUUUAGCUUCACCUGGUUCAAAUUCUGUAACAAAUCUUCUGUUAAGCAUCAUUUGCUACCUGAUUAUUAAUCAAUUAAUCAAAAAAAUUGAUUAGCAAAAUAAUCAUUAGUUGCAGCCCUACAAUAGACCAAGUUAAAACUAUACAGAAUGUAAUGUAUACAGAAGAUGUAUAAAUAUACGCAUGACUGUAAAAUUAUAAUGAUCUGCAACAGAGUUCACACAAACUCUUAUGUGAGAGAAAUUAUCUCAACCGCUGAGUUUUUACAGAAGAGAACAGAGCAGCUGCAGUUUUGACCAGAAAACCGGGUUAAUGGUAUUCACCAGCUUGGUGAGAGAUGCAGAGGAGCUACCUUCAAUGAGAGAUGAAGAGGGAGCACUGAGACUCCAUCAACUCUUUCUCCAGUCUGCUGAUCCUUACUGUUGAAUUUGGUGACACUUAGUUCCAGCCUCUGCAAGAUUCAUGUAAAAACAGAAACUGGUCAAGGAGAAAGCUAAGUUUCUUCAGAACACCUUCAUAGGAAAAUCUUUGUUACCUUGAAAUACUCUUUUGUCCUCUUUGAGUCCUUUGCAACGAUUCGCCAUGCAGCAACGAUGUGCUGGAGGCGGCAGGGGUUCACUAGAGUGUGAAGUCUGACAAUAGCAGCUAAAUUAAAGGGAAACAUUUCUUGAACAAUAAACCUGGUUUAACAGAAAAAA